CGCGCAGACAACCCGAGAGUUCGUAAAUUGAACGCUUUCUUUGUGAGGUCACUGAGGUGUAACCAAACCCAAAUUGCUGUCGGACCCAACAAGUCUCGCUUCCCAGCGCUGCAGGUUGCUUCGUUACCCGACGCUGUUUGACGACCGAUGCGGGUGGCCGCCUUAUUUUAAGUCGGCCCCGGUUGACAGGACCUUUCCAUUCGAAGGUGUUAAACGAUAAACGUUAAUCGUUUUCUUGAAACCCUACUUUUUCUUUGCUUUUCUGUUAUUUUUUUUCGCUUCCGUCCUCUGUCGGCUAUCGAUUCUGCAAUCAAAGGCUCAAUUGCUACUCUAUAGCUGCUUAGACAAGUUAAAAUAGAGCUAAAGUCUCUACUUUUACUUUUAACCAUCUUUUUCAGAUAUACUUUGUAUUGAAGAGUAUGCACAUUGAUGUUGAUCACUAUAGUGUUUUGGGCCUACCUUCUGGGGAGGAGGGGGCUAAGCUUACAGAAAAGGAGAUUUCGAGAGCAUACAAAUCAAAGGCUUUAGAGCUGCAUCCAGAUAAGAGGCCAGAUGACCCAAAUGCCCAUGACAACUUCCAAAAGCUCAAGUCAUCAUAUGAGAUUCUCAAGGAUGAGAAAGCCCGCAAACUGUUUGAUGAUCUCCUCCGAGUUAAGCGUGAACGGUAUGUUCGUGAUUCUCAAAGAGAUGCCAAGCGGCAAAAGAUGGUUUCUGAUCUUGAAGAGAGAGAGCGGGCGGCAUUUGCACCAGAUCCUGCUGCCAAGGCUCGGGAGGAAGAGGAUAGGAUCGCUAGGAAGCUUAAAGAAGAGAUAGCAAGAAUACGUGCAAUGCAUUCAAGUAAAGGAGUACCUGCAGCAUCAGCCUCAAGGAGAGAGACAACAGGAGGGGCAAAGGAGAGUACAAGUGAGACGGAUAGGGAGAAGAUGCUUAAGGUUUCUUGGGAAAAAGAUGGUGAGGAUUAUACUUUGGAAAGGUUGAAAGAAUUGUUUUUGAAGUUUGGUCAAGUAGAGGAUGUUGUAAUAAGUAGUUCCAAGAAAAAGCGUUCUGCACUUGUUCAAAUGGCAACUAAAGAAGCAGCUGUUGCUGCUAUGGGAAGUGUGUCUGGCAGUCUUUCUAAUCCUCUUCUAGUGUUACCUGUUAAACGAGCUAGUGCAACAGAGUUCUCAAGUGUGCAGCAGCCCAUGGAAUCUACUCGCCUUAAUAAUUUGGUUGGCACAGGUUAUAAGGCAUAUGAAGAUUCUGUCUUAGAGAAACUUCAAAAAGCUGCAGCAGCAAAAAACCCAACAAUGAGGUGAAGUGUUUUGAACAUCAUCCAGACAUAUCUUCUCCAAGUGAAGUGUAAAGGACAGAUUUGUGUCAAUUGUCUUCCAAAAUACAGCUUCAUAGAAGUUUCCAACUCUUUUCAAGAACCAACUUUGUCAGAAUUCUCUUUUAUAUUGGCAUAGUAGUUAACAAGUUAAUACUGAUUAAUGGGGGUGGGGGACAUUAGCUAUUAUUUGCUGAGAGCAGGCUUUGAGGUUCAGACUGUAUAUUAUGAGCUUUUACUAAUGUACGAGGAAAAAGCUGUUUUUAUUACUGGGACUUCAAAUGCUCAUGUACCGUUGAUAUCUGCUGUUCAUGUAGGAGUAAUAUAGAAGUAUAAUCAGAUUGAGAAAAUAUCUUAUAUUUUUGCAUAUUUUCCAA
Jatropha curcas is the source of this 1683-nucleotide messenger RNA. RefSeq names its product DNAJ heat shock N-terminal domain-containing protein. The record is from RefSeq and is a predicted model, not a curated record. Lineage: Eukaryota; Viridiplantae; Streptophyta; Magnoliopsida; Malpighiales; Euphorbiaceae. Gene Ontology annotation, molecular function: RNA binding.